AUGUUUUCCUCUCUCUCUCUCUUCCGUUUGUCCGUUCCCUCACCCUCUCUGUUUUUUACUGACCCUUCCACGGAUCUGUUCUCUGAUGACCUUCCUCCCUCGCCCUUGCCAGCCUCUCUCGAGGUCUCUGAUGAGCUUACUCCACCGCCCCUGCCGGCCUCUCUCGAGCAUGCCUUGCCUUCUGGUCUGUCCCAUCCCCCUGCUCACUCUGAUGGUCCUGCUCUUGCUUCCUCGGGAUCCUCCCCUCCUGGUGAGUCUCUCCCUCUGGCUCCUCCUGCCUCUACUCGACCACACCGGAAAUAUUACUCUCUCAACUCUCUCAAUUUCUCUUUCAGUAGUUUUUAUCUUGCUCCUAUAUGGUUUGUAACAGAGUAUUUAUCGAACUCCGCAUUAGCAAAUACCAGCGUUACAAGUACGACUGUCUUCACUUCUACAUCAGGGCUUUUCACACUCUUCUUUGGAGCACUUCUUGCUCAGGACUCCAUAAAUACUGUGAAGAUCAUAGCUGUUUGUAUUAGCAUGACUGGUGUUGUGAUGACUACACUAGGAAAAACUUGGGCCCCUAAUGAAGUGCUGAGCGUCUCUGAGAGCACAAAGCAUUCCAGCAUUGGAGACAUUUUUGGUCUUCUCUCAGCAAUGUCAUAUGGCUUAUUUACAGUGCUGCUCAAGAAAUCUGCUGGAUUGGAAGGAGACAAGGUUGAUGUGCAGAAGUUCUUUGGAUACAUUGGACUGUUUACUCUUCUUGGACUCUGGUGGCUUGUAUGGCCGCUGAAUGCUGUGGGGAUAGAACCUCAGUUUACGUUUCCACGUUCAACAUCCCUAGGUGAAUUGGUGAUGUUAAAUAGCUUUGUGGGGAGUGUUCUCUCAGACUACUUUUGGGCCCUUUCUGUAGUUUGGACAACCCCAUUAGUGGCAACUCUGGGCAUGUCCUUGACAAUACCCAUUGCAAUGGUAGCUGACAUGGUGGUGCAUGGCCGUCGCUUUUCUGCAAUCUACAUUCUUGGAUGCAUUCAGGUUUUUGUAGGAUUUGUUGUAGCAAACCUUUCUGACAAGCAUUCUUGUAAGGAAGUAGUAGAAUCAGAAGUGGAAGCUGAAGAUAAGUAGACUAAACUUUUGUUUG
Molecule: messenger RNA, 1120 nt
Organism: Camellia sinensis
Lineage: Eukaryota; Viridiplantae; Streptophyta; Magnoliopsida; Ericales; Theaceae
Source: RefSeq, a predicted model, not a curated record